This is a messenger RNA of Ochotona curzoniae (black-lipped pika), 930 nucleotides long. RefSeq names its product olfactory receptor 4C6-like. Gene Ontology annotation, molecular function: olfactory receptor activity; G protein-coupled receptor activity. The record is from RefSeq and is a predicted model, not a curated record. Gene Ontology annotation, cellular component: membrane. Gene Ontology annotation, biological process: G protein-coupled receptor signaling pathway. Bases 1 to 930 code for a protein of 309 amino acids. The transcript has a single exon. NCBI's taxonomy places the organism in Eukaryota, Metazoa, Chordata, Mammalia, Lagomorpha, Ochotonidae.
AUGGAAAAUCAAAAGAAUGUGACACAAUUUGUUCUGCUUGGCCUUAUAGAGAACAUGGGGCUGCGGAAAAUAUUUUCUUCUGUGUUUCUGAUCAUGUAUGUGGCUACAGUGUUGGGGAAUGUACUCAUCGUGGUAACAAUCACCUCAAAUCAGAGCCUCAGGUCACCAAUGUAUUUCUUUCUUACUUUCUUAGCCCUCAUGGAUGUCACCUACUCUUCUGUCAUUGCCCCCAAGAUGAUCGUGGAUUCCUUGUCUGAGAGCACGACCAUCUCCCUUGCAGGUUGCAUGACCCAGCUCUUCGCAGAGCACUUCUUUGGUGGUGUGGCGAUCAUCCUUCUCAUCGUGAUGGCCUAUGACCGCUACGUGGCCAUAUGUAAGCCCCUACACUACACCACCACCAUGAGUCCUCGAGUGUGCCGCCUGCUUGUGGGGGGAGCCUGGCUGGGGGGCUUUUCCCAUGCAAUGGUACAGCUUCUCUUCAUGUACCAGAUACCCUUCUGUGGUCCCAAUAUCAUAGAUCACUUUAUAUGUGACUUGUUUCAGUUACUGACACUUGCUUGCACGGACACUCACAUCCUGGGGCUGCUAGUUAUUCUCAACAGUGGAGUGAUGUGCACAGCCAUUUUCCUUACCCUCGUUGCCUCCUACGUAGUCAUUUUCUGCUCCCUGAAGUCUUGCAGCUCUGAAGGGAGGCGCAAAGCCCUCUCUACCUGUUGUUCCCACCUGACAGUGGUUGUGUUGUUUUUUGUUCCCUGUAUUUUCUUAUACAUGAGACCUGUGGCUACUUAUCCCAUAGAUAAGGCAAUGGCUGUGUCUGAUUCGAUCAUCACUCCCAUGUUAAAUCCCUUAAUCUACACCUUAAGAAACUCAGAGGUGAAAAAUGCCAUGAAGAAACUUUGGAAGAAGCAGAAGAUGCUGAUUGAUAAGUGA